CUCAGGGUAGUCACGCAAAGAUUGCUUUGGUUGUCUGUAAUCGCCCUUGUUCAUCCGCGAUGUGAUCUGGGACGCGUGCAACAGCUCGCAAUAUGCAAUUUCCUAUGUACCUUGUGGCUCAGCAUAAUUCGAUCAUCCCAGAUAUGCAGAACAUAAUUUCAGGAAGCAUAUCACACCCCGAAGAACGAUUACAGGAGCUCUACCGCAAGAGGCGAGGCCAAGUUGGUCUCUAUUCUCGUUCGACAAUCUCAGGCGCAUAUGCCAUCUCAGCUGUCCCACAUCCUCAUGUAUCCCGCUCGAAGCCUACAGUACCUGUUCAAGUUGAGGGCGUGUUGGAGCCUUCGACAGACGUCUCGGCAGAGCAACUUCAAACUGAGACUGUCAGUCCCAGCGCGACUGGGUUGCUCGGAUUUCCUGAAGACCAUGCCGGGAAUGAGUGGAUAUACCUCUGGAAUGAUUCAGUUGCACAAUCUGUGCUAGACACAGAACAGCCCACUACUCCGGAGCCCGAAGAUCUUGCUACAGACGAAGACGCCCCGCCAGAUGCGUUAGACAUGGACCAAGAGACUUUUUUGUGCCCGGAUGAUACGACUAGUCUUCCAAGGACACACAGCUUAAGUCAAGCACAGCACCGUUCAGUCAGUCCAUAUUCCCCAUCGCCAUCACUACAACACGCUCUGGGUAUAGACUGGACUUCCAUCUACAAAGGCUACUGGGGUAACAAUUGCUUGUCUGCACUGCAUCCGAUUUUCCAAGACAUCACAAUACUCAGUCACCAGGUGCCAGCUGUGGACGAUGCAAUUGUCGCUCUGGCAGCUUGCAAUCUUAGCCGAGUAUCACCUCAAGCUACACCAAGUAGAUCUGACGACAAUUCAUAUCAACCUCACCCAGAGCAUUGGGCCUCAAGCAAGCGACAUUAUGGCUCAGCGCUGAAGGCGAUUAGAUUUCUCAGUGAUAACGCAGCUCAAAGCACGGAUCCGCAAAUCACAGUUGCUAUCUUGGUGUUAAUUUCUUGCUUGGAGGCUUCCGUAGGAAAUGCUUUGGGUUUUCAUGUCUUUUCGCGAGGAAUUGCUGAGACUAUAGGAAGGCUUUCAACCGGACUUAAUGUGAACUCGCCCUUCUUGCCAAUGUUAGCGGCAUGGAUGCAGACACGAUAUCACACUUGGUGGAUCAGACUCUAUUUCAGCACGUUUAGCUUCCAGUUGGAACAGUCUUCCCUGUCUGCUCCGGCUUUUCUGGAAGAGAACGCCGAGCUAGGCAGUGUACGGCGCGCAAUGGUCUUGUCGAACCUCUGCGAGUCUCAUCGGCUGCAUCAAAAGAUGCUACUUGGAACGUUUUUUCCCAUCAUGGGGCAAGUCUUUGUCUCUCGCGAGAGCACUCACUCUGUGAGCAAGUGGUACAAGACUGACAUGUAUCGAGAAUUGCUUAAUCUCCAAGCCGUCAAACUCGAUCUUUGGGAGGAGAGCUUGCCACUUGAAGAAUUACCCGCAAGUCUAGAUGGUGAAGCUCAGUACCUCAUACCAGAAGGCUUGCUUGUCAUGCCCGUGCAAUUUUCAUCACACCACGCCGCGAUGAACUAUGCCUACUACAUCUCGGCUCGGCUGAUGCAGGAUGCACCAAUCGAUCUGAGUGGCGAGCACAUUACAGAUUCUGAUCAUUUCGUGUUCUUGCUCCUUCGCGUCGCUGCAGGUAUCAGUCAUCAGACAUGUCUUCGCGAGAACACCUAUACCAUCGGAUUGUCAAGUUUGCUACUUGCCGCAUUGCUGCACACAUGCAGCCUGGACAUUGGCCUCUGGAUUGAAGAUUGGCUUGAUGGCUUCCAAAAACUUGGCCAGACUCCCGCUCUCGAAGAGGGAAGCUUUCCUCUGGAGCAAAUUUCUGUCGUUGUUUCCGUCAUUAAUCAGCAAAGACGUCUCGGACGUAACGUGUUUGCUAUCUCCCAAGCUGAGGAUGACGGUGGCGGUAGGGGAAAGGCUCAGUCAUACCACAGCCAAGAUAUCAAGGUUGUUUGGCUGCACGGCCGAGAAAGAGCGAAUGGUGCGCUCUUUCAAGAGCCUGUCCGGUUCGGAUCGUGAGCGGUUGUGAAUCCUACAAGGGUCGCAGAGAAGCUGCUUGACACGUGGCAAUCAUAAACUCUUUCUCGACUGCGCAAUCAGGAAAUAUCGCGUCACUGGCAAGCAUGAACGCGAAUGUGAACACUACCUCAGUGUUCACUUGUAUAAAGAGUCGUUCUCGUGACCUCACCCUUGGCUUCAACUUUUUGCAAAGCCUCAUGUGACGCCACAUGCUGAUGGACAUGCUCUCGCUGUGCCAGCAUGUGUUGCCAGGCGCUGCUUGACGACGAGAUAUAUAUAUCCGCUGCUCACGCCCCGAUUGAAGGUUACCCAGCUUCCUUUUCCGACGACCGCCAGCCUAUGCGUAAGCCUGCACUGGCUACUUUCCCC
Messenger RNA from Aureobasidium subglaciale EXF-2481, 2444 nucleotides. RefSeq lists its product as uncharacterized. The coding region runs from base 93 to 2075 and encodes 660 amino acids. NCBI's taxonomy places the organism in Eukaryota, Fungi, Ascomycota, Dothideomycetes, Dothideales, Saccotheciaceae. The transcript is spliced from 2 exons. The record is from RefSeq and is a predicted model, not a curated record.